Messenger RNA from Plectropomus leopardus (leopard coralgrouper), 1369 nucleotides. It is a transcript of the gene psmf1, whose product is annotated as proteasome inhibitor subunit 1. The record is from RefSeq and is a predicted model, not a curated record. Lineage: Eukaryota; Metazoa; Chordata; Actinopteri; Perciformes; Serranidae. Gene Ontology annotation, molecular function: proteasome binding; endopeptidase inhibitor activity. Gene Ontology annotation, biological process: proteasome-mediated ubiquitin-dependent protein catabolic process.
CUCGCGGAGACUUUCGUUUUCGAUUCUGCUCCUGAAACUGAAUCGAUGUUGUUAUAGUUUUUUAGAUUAAAGAAACAUGGCAGGCUUGGAGGUGUUAUACACCUGUGUCGGUGGCAGUAUCACCUGCCCACAGGACGCCGUUGUGUGUUUCGUUCACUGGGAAAUGAUAAAGAGAGGAUACAGGUGCAUCGGCUCCGGAGACGAGCCCCGCAGCAGUGAUAAGAAGUCCGAGCUGCUGCCCGCUGACUGGAGCAGCAACAAGGAGUUGUACAGUCUGCGAUAUAAAGCCAAAGACGGCGACACCCAGUCGCUGCUCAAAGCCAUCGCUGUCGACUCCACUUUAAUUUUCAACCUGAUGAACUGCGGCACUCAGCAGGUGUCAGACUUGACGGUGAACAUCAGCGAUCACGUGGAUGCUGACCAGUUGCACACGUUUGACAGUGUGUACAAAGACGCAGACAGUUUGUCAGAGAAGGUGACGACUCAGCUGCUGCCCCCCCAGGACCGACUGACAGGACAGAAGGCAGAGAGGAAGAGCCGGAGGGAGGAGGACGAGGAGGCGGAGCAGAGACGAAGACGAGAGGACAGCGACCCCCUCCGCAUCCCCAGCAGACAGCCGCCACACUGGCGUGACCCCAUGGUUCCUCCGUUCGCAGCUGGAGGAGCAGAUCUGGAUCCUUUCGGCUCUCGUGGCGGUGGCGGCAUGAUAGUGGACCCGUUGAGAUCGGGAUAUCCUCGCUCUGGUUUUGAUCCGUCUAGCGGGAUACCGGACAUCCUGCCUCCCGGAGCUGUUCCCCCGGGGGCUCGCUUCGACCCGUUUGGACCCGUCGGACGUCACAGACCGGGGCCGGACCCGGACCACAUGCCCCCGCCCGGCUACGACGACAUGUUCAUGUAGUCCCUGCCUUUCUACUUCCUGUUUGCUACUCACAACAUCCUGUCCUCCAGCCAAUAGGAAGCCAGGAGGCGUCCUCAUCAUCCUCACCUCCUCCAGCGUUUGAUUUGGUGUAGUGGCCCCAAAGUAAAAAUGCUUGCCUUUUUAUUUCCUCCUGUUUUGUUUUUUAAAGAGGGUUUGUUUUCUAAUUGUUUAUUUCUGAUGUGCUAAUGAACAGCUUGUGUAUAUAACUGAAAAAGUUCCCGACUCUGUGUUUAAUUAUCGAAAAAGAACAACGCAUUAGCAGGUUUUUUCCUCUGCUUCCUAAAUCUGUUUAGAUCUUAGAAUUUAUUCAUAAAGAGGAGGUCCUUGAGUUCCUGUUGUGACUUUAUUAAAGAUUAAUAUGGUUAUUUUGGUUGUUUUUGUUUGGAUUGUUUAUUUAACAAGAUGGUUGAUAAAAUAUGUCACAACAAAAUAAAAAUCUCAGACAUUCGA